Molecule: messenger RNA, 3010 nt
Organism: Triticum urartu
Lineage: Eukaryota; Viridiplantae; Streptophyta; Magnoliopsida; Poales; Poaceae
Product: rop guanine nucleotide exchange factor 7
Molecular function (GO): guanyl-nucleotide exchange factor activity
Source: RefSeq, a predicted model, not a curated record
UAAUUCCAUUUCUUUACGGGUUCUAUCCUGAGAGGUUCUGACAUUUGUGUCGCGGUGUAGCAGUGAGAUCAGUGGGAGGCAGCGUGACAUCUGAUGAUGAGCGAAGCUGGCAGCGCGGGAGUUACGGACGGUAAAACCCGUGACCGUCUGUAGUACCGUCAAAAACUUGCAGUAGAUAGAACAUCUGAUUAGAAACCUCUGUUAUCAUUUGGACGACUUGAUGGUCUAGAAGAUUUUUGUUUGCGCAAACAGAAGGCCGGAUUUGGGGUUAAGCUACAAGAGUAGGCGGGUACAGGUUCGGUGGUGAUGAUGAUUCAGAGCCCCAUCCAGAAUAAAUGAGACCUCAGGCUAACUAACUCGACGUGGGUCUCUGCUGUCACGAGUGGGGCGGAAAGAAGAGAGAAAUCGAUCGUAAAAGGAGUACUCCUACUCAUCAUCACAACUAAAACUUUCGCGCUGGAUAUUAAUCGCCGCUCACCUCCACUGGAACUUGUAUUGCAGUAGGUCAGGGCGAUGCACUCGCUCCUUUUCCGCACGAACGAAAAGUCUCAGAAAAUACACCCAUGAUGAGAAUACCAACUCUCCGGCCCAGCUAACCCCACGACCUGUAUUUCUAUAGCUGGAGCAGUCGGCUCAUCUACUCCGUGCACGCAGCAACAGCAAAAGCGUGAGGAGGAGCGCGCGCGGCCGGACCAGCAGCGGAAGGUGUCACGCCGAUCCGGCCUCUUUAUUGUUCGCACGCCUUCCCUCCACCGUUGGCGCUCCUCCCGCCCGCCCCUCUCUCUCAAAAGUAAACCCCUCCCUCCGUCCUCUUCCUCCUGCUCAGAACAGAACCCAACGGUCACUCACUCUUCCCCAUCGACCAGCCAGCCAGCCACCCCACGCUUUCCCAAGCCUCCGUCUGCCACUGCUUCCCAUCGCUCCACACCCGAGACCACCGAGACGCCAAAAGGAGGCGCACGGAAACGCUCGACUCACCACACGCGCGCGCGCGCGCCAAUUUCUUUGCCCCUCGAUCGCCGCCCGCGGAGCAUAACCCGGCCGCCGGCCGAGGGAGGCAGCGGCAACGACGACACCCAUCACAAGUACGGGCGCGCGAGUCAGAUCUGCCACGCACGCGCGGCUGCUGUGGCUGGGUGCGAUGGGGAGCGGGGAGGAGGAGAGGGGCGGCGUGAGCGAGACCGCCUUCACGGACUCGGCCGACGGGAGCAGCUCCAGCUCCGACGCCGCCUCCACCGACGACUGGCCCGCCCUCGCGCUCGCUGCGCCCAAGAAGACGCCGCCCUGCAGCGGCGUCCCCGACGCCGAGAUGGCCGGCAAGCUGAAGCGCAGAGCUGGCCCAGAGACGGAGAUGAUGAAGGAGCGGUUCGCGAAGCUGCUCCUCGGCGAGGACAUGUCCGGGAGCGGCAAGGGCGUCUGCACCGCGCUCGCCAUCGCCAACGCCAUCACCAACCUCUGCGCCACCAUCUUCGGGCAGCUGUGGAGGCUGGAGCCGCUGCCGCCGGAGAAGGCGGCCAUGUGGCGGCGGGAGAUGGACUGGCUGCUCUGCAUCAGCGACCACAUCGUCGAGCUCGUCCCCACCUGGCAGUCCUUCCCCGACGGAACCAGGCUCGAGAUCAUGACAAGCAGGCCACGGUCAGAUCUGUACAUCAAUCUGCCAGCGCUUCGGAAGCUAGACCAUAUGCUCCUUGAAAUCCUGGACAGCUUCAGGGACACAGAGUUUUGGUACGUCGACCAAGGGAUAUGCGCGGCGGACUGCGAUGGCUCCGCCUCGUUCCGGGCGGCCUUCCACCGCCGCGACGACAAAUGGUGGCUGCCGGUGCCCCGGGUGCCACCCGGGGGCCUCCGCGACAAGACGAGGAAGCAGUUGCAGCACAAGCGCGACUGCGCGAACCAGAUCCUCAAGGCUGCCAUGGCCAUCAACAGCAACGCCUUGGCAGAGAUGGAUGUCCCCGAAUCAUACCUCGACUCUCUGCCAAAGAACGGGAGGGCGACCUUGGGCGACGUGAUAUACCGCUACAUAACGUCGGAUCACUUCUCCCCCGAGUGCCUUCUCGACAGCCUAGACCUGUCGACGGAGUACCAGGCCCUGGAGAUUGCCAGCCGUGUCGAGGCGUCGGUCCACGUGUGGCGCCGCAGGGUGCCCGCGAAACCGGUGAACGGCUUAGGCCGCACCGCCAGCGCCAGCGCAAGGUCAUGGAGCAUGGUGAGGGACAUGUUAAUGGAUUCGGAGAAGAGGGAGCUGCUCGCGGAGCGGGCUGAGGGCCUCUUGAUAUGCCUGAAGCAGAGGUUCCCUGCCCUGACGCAGACAAGCCUGGACAUGAGCAAAAUUCAGUACAACAAGGAUGUGGGCAAGUCGAUCCUGGAGAGCUACUCGAGGGUUCUGGAGAGCCUGGCGUCGAACAUCGUGGCGCGCAUCGACGACCUUCUCAACAUCGACGAGCUGAACAGGCACGUGGAGCAGCUGUCGUCGGGUGAAGCUGACCUGAAGAUGGCCUGCGGCAGGGCCGUGGUGCCACCCUACCAGCAGGUGCCUGCCCCGGGCACGCCGUUUGUGACGUCCUACGCCACGCCUAGCUUCUCCCCGGGGCGGCUGUCGAGCCCGAGGACCUUGGUCGGUGCCGGCAGACGGUCUCAGGGCAACAGGGCUGCCGCCGCUGCCGCGAAGAAGGCCUUGACGGACCAUCUCGGCCCGUCGGAGGUCAGGGGGAUGAUCAUCGUGAACCGGAGCACGAUGGUCGAUGUCUCGACGACCACGGAUCUGUGAGGCUGGGCCGGUGGACGGCUCGUAGAAUUGCCGAGGACCAGCCUGCCGGUCUCUCUGUGCAUAAGUGUGUCCUUCAUUUGUGCUUACGUUCUUACUGUAUUUUUAACUCUUAGUGCUUAGCUAUGGAGUACCGCUGCUGCUUCUUUUUGCGAGAAGAAGCUGCUAUGUAUUGUUCCGUGCCAAAAAAGAAGAAUGAAAAAGAAAAACGAAGCGUCCUGCUCUUUGCAGACCUCGUGAUCAGAU